Ectocarpus sp. CCAP 1310/34 is the source of this 3928-nucleotide messenger RNA. The record is from the annotation of a GenBank genome assembly. Lineage: Eukaryota; Phaeophyceae; Ectocarpales; Ectocarpaceae.
GUAAGACCCGGGGAAAGAAGCCAAUCACUAGGAACGCCAAGGCGGCGCAGACCAUCUGCUCGCGAGGGUAGCGGAUUAUCGGAUGACGCUACUACAUCGGGUGAACGUCAACGAACUUCCUCGGAACCACCUCAAGGCGGAAACAGGCGACGCCGGCAGGGAAGUGAACCGGAUCCAGACGGUGAGUCGCGAGAAAGGGGAACGCCAUCAAAUCCGGCACGAACACACCGGGGAUGGGGCUCGGGAGGAACGGGUACUCCGGGUGCCGAUGACCGAGCGACCAGGAACGGGGACGCUGGAGGAAGCAUGGAACCUGGCGCCACGGGGAACAGAAGCGAGCACCCUCGUUCCAGUACCAGAUGCGGAGUGUGCUCGGGUGAGGGUGCACGGGUGCGGGGACCAACACUCUCGGAGGGACAGCCUGGAGGCGGCGGUUCAAGCUGACCCGGGGCUGCAGCUACGAGCUGAAAGACUGAUAAGGGGGUUAAACGACGAACCCCACGGAGCACGUUCGCUGUACAUCUGGAACCAAGACAGUCCGGGAAUAGGGCCUGCUUUGGACGAUGUCAGCAUGGAUGAUCUCUCACUCAGGUUCCAGACGGUGAAGAAAGUUCAACCUAGGUUUGCUUCCGACCAUGCCCGUCUCCAAACUCACGUGCUCCACCUUGUUAACAAGCAGCUAGCAGAAGGCGGCGGAGCUUCCUCGGCGACCGGGACCCCACUUUCCACUAUCCGGGUCAUCAAACUUUGGUACCUCCUACCAGGGGAUAUAUCGUCCGUUUUUCCUUGGCUGAUUGAGUAUACCAAGGCGGCGAGUGCAAGGAGCAGGGGACCGGCACGGGAAGACACACCCGACGACAAGUUCAAAAGGGCGGCGAGGGCGUGCCGGCACUCUGGAGGCGUGAAGGACGCAGCAAGAGCGCUCCUAGCCGAUCAACCGUCACCGGGGAACGACGAGACAUGGGCACGUCUGAAAGCCAAAUUUCCGCAUGAGGAUCCCGUACAAGUGGAGCAGGCCAUCGCCGAAGCCAUAGCUGCAAGCCGCACCGAGGAGGAGGAAGGAAGCGCCCCGAGAUGGAGGCCAGAAACCGAGUUCGAUCCACAAGUACUCCUUCAAGUCAUCAACAGCAGAAGCUCUAACUCUGGAGCAGGAAAUGACGGGCAACGUUUCUCCCACCUUAAGUCCAUCGUCAACACUAAAAUUGGCCGGGAAGAGUUCAGCAACGCGAUGUCGUCCCUUUGGAGGAGGCUCGUCAACGAUCCCAACGCGUUCCCACCGGAGUUCUGGACUCUUUGGAAACAAUCCAGUCUAAUCGCCCUCGGUGAAAAGUGCCGUCCAGUGUGCAUUGGAAUGACUUGGAGAAGGCUGAUUGCAGCGGGAACGGUCAGGGAGUGGAAACCGAAACUGGAAGAAAUAUUUCGGGAAGCGGACCAAUUCGGAGUGGCGUUAGCUGGAGGAUGUUCACAAGUUGCGAUGGACGCACAACUGGUUCAUCAGACAGGUCAUUGGGUAGUCCAGACGGAUUGCUCAAAUGCCUUCAACACGGGCAAGCGCACCGCCAUAAUGGCCCAGGCCGCAAAGAGCGUCCCAGAUCUCGUGGGGUACAUCGCCAGGUGUUACGACGAAAUCCCGGCAAAGGCGAUAUACACGAUGGACUCCGGAGAGCGUCGGACGAUCGAGUGCAAGAGCGGUGUGCAGCAAGGAGAUGGAAUGGGACCGCCCCUGUUCUGCUUCAUCCUAGUCCCGAUCGUCUUGAAGCUUAGAGCCAAGUACGACCACCUCGGGGUAGGCUUGAAAGCUUAUAUGGACAACAUCAGCCUGCACUUCAAAAAUAUCACAGCGGAAAAUAUUGAGGUGAUACCGGACCUCGUCGACGAACUAAAAGCAGUGGGCAUCAUCUUCAACAGGGGGAAGAACUCAGCGCUUCCCCCACCAGGGCACGACGUGACGCCAGCAGAAAGGAGGCUACUUGGCGAUGCAGGCCUACCGAUUGCGGAGGAGGGCAUCACAGUUGUGGGAGUCCCCAUUGGGACGGAUGCCUACGUCGAGGAUAUCGCAAUGAAAGUGAUAACUGAAGGGGGUGCAGACAAGCUUGCUCGCAUGCUGGUGCGCAUGCCAGACAAACAGGUGGCUCACCUCGUCACAUCACAAUCGCUGACACAGCGAUCUGGAUAUAUCGAGAGAGGCAUCAAUCAUAAGCUGGUGAGAGGGGCUUGUGAACGCCUGGACAAUAUGGUGAUGUGGGUCCUAGAGGCAACGAUGGGGCUCAGAGAUACCGAAGUCGAAGAAGAGUUCUUCCAAGACGACUGCCAGCCUGACCGCUUCAAGUUAAAGCCCUAUCAACAAGCCCAGGCGCGCCUGUCGACAGGAGCCGGAGGACUAGGAUUACCAGCAGCCGUUAUGCGAAGGUUCUCAGCUUCUCUGGGCAACCUAGUCGGCACCCUUCCUGCGGUUAUAGCCGCGUUACGGGGUCCAUUGGGAGAGUCGGUGAGAGUUCGGAUACCGGGAACCGUGUUGGUGGAGCGGAUGGGGGACGCUAUCAAAGAACUCAACCAGGAGCAUGGAAUAUCGGUGGAGAUUCUGAAGGGGAUCCUUCCCCCGUCAUGGGUUGAGUGGGCCUUAGAACCGACAGGAGAAACCGGAAGGCGUCAGCCCACCGUUGCAGAACUGGCAGCACACGAUGGGGAAUCUACUACGCCGAGGAAAGCCCAGCACAAACUGGGCAAGGCGAUUAACAAGAUACAACUUGAAAAGUUCAUGGAGUCUCUGGAGCACCUCCCCCAGGAGGCGGUACCACCCACGCGGGACAACCCCUACGGAGGUCAAGAGGCCAGGAACAUGGCAUACGCACGAACGAGAAGCUCGCAAGGGCAAGGGGGGCACGCGUUCCUGAGAGCGGCUCCCACCGACCGAGCUCGAGAGAUUCCAUCGAACGAAUUCGUCUACGCGACGAGACGCGCCUUGGGAGUUGAAGAAUUCUUGGCGGAAAGAUGUCCCAGGUGCCACAGAGGCAGGGAAGGCGAGAUCAUCACAACGGUGCACGCAAGGACCUGUCGAAGGGAUGGAGCACAGGUCAACAUGCACGAGCCGUUAAAAUACGCACUAUCGAGAGCACUCAACGGCCUUUGCGUCAAACACGACGUUGAAAGCGGGGCACCGUUCACGGGGGAAAGAAACCUGAGCAUGGACAUCGUCAUCAGGCCAGGAGCCCUCACGAACGCAUCUUCUCCGGGGUACCGCAACAAAGGAAUACUCCUCGAUGUCACACACGCAGACCCGCAAGCACAGGUACACUUGCGGAACGGCAGCGCGACCAGCGAUGGAAUCGCAGCCCAAGCAUCCGAGGCGCGAAAGCGUCAGCACUACGCUCGUCCGGGACACGUGUCCUUUGACGAACGCAGCUUUAAACUUACCACCUUAGCCGUGGAAAGCUUUGGCCGCCUUGGAGAGGAGGGUGACGAGUUCAUCGAUGAACUUGCGACACAUGCCGUGGGAGGAAGGGACGGAGGAACGAUGGCUCUGAAAGGAGUCUUCAAGGAACGACUUCUUCAGGUCGUUUCGGUGGCUACACAGGUGGCCAUAUCUCGGCGAGUGCAGAGGUACAAGCUCGCAUUGCGCGGGCGUCAAGACGCCGAAAACAGGCGAACAAGAUCGACCUCGGACCAGUCAACGCCAAUGAUAUGGGGAUGGAGUGUAGACGCAUCGUAGAACGCGUUUUCGUUUGAAUUGGCGUCUUGUUUGAGAGUAGAUGUGACAGAUUUGCUUAGAAUAGGUAAGAUGUUAUCAUGAAUGGAGAAGAAAGGGCUUUUCCAUCACGGAGAUGUAGCAUGGAUCAAAGCAUUUGUUGGAUUUCAGCUUUUACAAGAGGAUAUCAACGCAGUAGUAUUUUAGCAAGCUUACGAACGCAUAUAGGAUACCAUGGGGAUU